AUGGUUCCAGAUAAUCACAAGAGCUAUUGGGGGCUUCCUGGCAGUGAAAAUUGCGAUCUGUUGGGUCAUCGAGACUCCUCCAGGUCUCGUCGUGACCGGUACUCCCCUACUCCUUUUGGUCUCCUUGUUCGCAACAUCUCGCUCGACGCAAGGCCAGAAGAUCUUAGAAUCCCGUUUGAACGAUUUGGUGCAGUAAAAGAUAUUUAUCUACCCAAGAUCGAAUUACUACACUGGGGAACCACGAGGCUUUGGAUUUGUGAAGUUUCGUUAUCCUUAAAAUGCAGUAGAUGCAAAGGAACAGUUGAACCGUACUUCUUUUUUCACCAUUUUUCUUUCGUAUAACAGUUUAUCUCGCUCAUUUCAAACUAUGGACGGGCUC
This is a messenger RNA of Rhododendron vialii, 379 nucleotides long. RefSeq lists its product as uncharacterized. The transcript has 3 exons. The record is from RefSeq and is a predicted model, not a curated record. Bases 1 to 342 code for a protein of 113 amino acids. Gene Ontology annotation, molecular function: nucleic acid binding. Lineage: Eukaryota; Viridiplantae; Streptophyta; Magnoliopsida; Ericales; Ericaceae.